Molecule: messenger RNA, 750 nt
Organism: Peniophora sp. CBMAI 1063
Lineage: Eukaryota; Fungi; Basidiomycota; Agaricomycetes; Russulales; Peniophoraceae
Source: the annotation of a GenBank genome assembly
AUGGCGCAGGACGACAAGUGGGCGAGUCCCGACCACCUCUGCGGCAGUCCGCUCGCUCUGUCUUCCUUCGAGAUAUCCAGCCCAGUUCGCACGCUAUCCAUCUACAACCUUGUCUGUGCUCGAGUGCAUCUCGAGCGCACUCGUACUGUAGUAGAAACCGCAAAGCCAAAGAUACUGCACCUUGUCGUGGACCUCCUCGGAACACCGUAUCCGGAUGACCCUGCCGAAUUCGCCGAGUGGGGCAAACAGGCCGAUCUGCAGAUGAUCGGAUGGUCUGUACCAAUUCUCGAGACGGAGCCCGUAGUCCCUCUGGAGAUGUUAGUCGUCGAACUUCAGAUGACGACAGCUCAUGACGAGCACGACUUCCACUAUCGAGCUUGCGUUGGCCCGCGUAACAUCGCACAGCGAUCCCAGCCCCCGGUCAUCGUUCUCUACUUUCAUGUCAUCGAGAACCCCAACCACACGCGUUCGAGUAAAGCAACGCAAAGUGUCGAGCGUCUGCUGGCGAGCGUCGACCCGUAUAAAGUGGCUUAUACGGUUGCAUCUGGGGAACCAUUUCGGUCCCGUCAACCAGAGCCGGAGACCAUCCGAGUCUUCGUGAAGAGGAAGUCUAAUUUUCUGGACGACUUCCAAGGCUGGUGCAUGAAGCGCUCGCGAGACACGGACGGGAAGAUCGUCGAGAAGGAUGAAGUAGGCCAGGACGAGUUGCGUGAGAUGCAAACCUCUUUGGGGCUCCUGGGCUAUGUCUAG